Leptosomus discolor (cuckoo roller) is the source of this 401-nucleotide messenger RNA. The record is from RefSeq and is a predicted model, not a curated record. Lineage: Eukaryota; Metazoa; Chordata; Aves; Leptosomiformes; Leptosomidae.
CCUGUGCCUUCGCUGGUCUCUGGAACUGUGUCACCAUCAACCCCCUGAACAUCGCGGCUGGCGUGUGGAUGAUGCUCAACGCCUUCGUCCUCUUCCUGUGCGAGGCCCCCUUCUGCUGCCAGUUCAUCGAGUUUGCAAACGCCGUCUCUGCGAGGGCGGACAAGCUGCGGCCCUGGCAGAAAGCUGCUUUCUACUGCGGGAUGGCUGUGUUCCCCGUCAUGCUCAGCCUGACGCUGACCACGCUCUUCGGAAAUGCCAUCGCGUUUGCCACCGGGGUGCUUUAUGGCCUGUCGGCGCUCGGCAAAAAGGGAGAUGCCAUUUCCUAUGCCCGUAUCCACCAGCAGCAGAAGCAAAUGGAUGAAGAGAAGCUGACGGGCGCCCUGGAGGGACAGGCUCUCUGA